This is a messenger RNA of Coffea arabica (coffee), 528 nucleotides long. Lineage: Eukaryota; Viridiplantae; Streptophyta; Magnoliopsida; Gentianales; Rubiaceae. The record is from RefSeq and is a predicted model, not a curated record.
AUGUCUACAACUCCAUCCUCCUUCAAAGUUCCUUUCUCAGAAGAUUCAGAAGUAGAGGAACUAAUGCAAGACCAGUGCAAGAACCUGUAUUCUACUCUCCCCAGAGAGAGAUGGCAAGGUUCUUCUUAUCUGUACAAGUACAAUGGCUUUUGGUUUACUACUAACCAGUUGCCAGGGCUCGUUGAAGUCCAAAAGCACUUCCAGGCUCGAGACAGUGAUGUCCUGCUAAUCACCACUCCCUCGACCCUGAAUAUUCUUUCUGACAAUAUUUCCAAGAUUCAAGAAGACUGCUUGGAACCCACUGCCCGCUUGCGCUACUGCCUGAGGAGUGAGCAUGUCUGGUCGACUGUUUGGGAUCAUGUUUUAGAUUACUGGAAAGCAAGCUUGGACAAGUCCCGAAAAGAACUUUUUCUGAAGUAUGAACAAAUGACACAGGAACCUGCAUUUUACCUGAAACUUCUUGCCCAGUUCUUGGGUUGUCCAAUUUCUCAGGAGGAAGAGACAGCAGGAGCGGUUGAUGAGAUUUAA